AUGCGUCACUUCUGCAGCGCCGGGCUCGUCGCCGGAAGCGAAAGUGAGCGCCAGCGGCUGCUGAGCGCCGGUGGAGGGGUAACGUGGACCCCAGUGGAGGCCUCAGCGGGCUCAGGGAAGUUGUUUCCAAGUACUGCAGUGAAUUUGCAGACACAGGGGAAUGGGCCUUUGAAUUCCAGGGAUACAGCUGGAGCAGAAAACUACAAAUACUUAAGGCCAUUUCAUUUCCAGCAGGUAGACUUUGAGUUUGUCAUCUGGCAGAUGCUCUGCCUGUUCAUCUCACCACAGAGGGUUUAUAGGAACUUUCAUUAUGGAAAGCAGAGGAAAAAUCAGUGAGCCAGAGAGAACGCUGCUUUCUUAGUCUUGCUAAGUAUAUGACUGUAUGUGUCUUCCCCUAUAGGAUUUGGAUUUGUGCUCAAUAUGGGACUUUUUGAGAUGAAAAAGCUGCUUUGGGAUGUAUUCAUAGACUGUGUAGAUGGUCUUCUCACAUCAACAUUAAUGUGGUUUAUAUGAACAAAAUACUUGAUUAGGAAAAAAAAUAUGUAUGAAACAAUAGAGUGGGCAUUGUUAUGUGGAGUGCACUGUGCCUUUGAUGUGCAUCUGAAUGCUUUUUAUUUCCUAGUCAUUCUGCAUUUCAUCCAGAUGGCAAUUCAUAAGAGCAGCAAGAGAAAAGCGGACAUGGGAAAAAGGAACUCCGAUCGUUCACAUUUCAUCAGUGAAAUUGACAACCUUACCAAUGUGGGGAAUUAA
Molecule: messenger RNA, 750 nt
Organism: Sorex fumeus (smoky shrew)
Lineage: Eukaryota; Metazoa; Chordata; Mammalia; Eulipotyphla; Soricidae
Gene: UNC50
Product: unc-50 inner nuclear membrane RNA binding protein
Cellular component (GO): Golgi membrane
Source: RefSeq, a predicted model, not a curated record